AAAGUGAGCUAGCGAGACAAUAUUUACUACUUACUCACUGUACAAGAGAUCGAACUGUGAAUCUCCUACGCGUCCGUUCCUUCUCUUCACGUGGAUUCCACUGUCUCACACUGCCUACAGUCAUUAUGCUCGGCCGACUCGUCGGAUCCGCCAUGCUCUUGGUCGCAACUGCGAUCUUCCUCUACUACACCGCUUGGACUCUGUUGAUGCCCUUUGUUGACCCUGGCCACCCCCUCCAUGACCUCUUCCCACCACGCGUCUGGGCGAUCCGUAUCCCCGUCAUCCUCACGCUGCUAGGCUCAGCAGUUGUGGGCUCAUUCCUGGGAAUCAUGAUGAUCCGGAGCAGCAAGAAGAAGGCUGCCAAGGCGAAGGCUGCCGCGAAGAAGAAGGCUUAAACGGGCUGGAAGGUCCAAUGUAUAAUAGCGAGAGAGAGAGAGAGAGAUCCGAUACCCGGUGUAAAACCACAAUAAUACUUCUGUGCCAGCGACUGUGAGCUGUAUAACUAAUAGUCA
Messenger RNA from Paecilomyces variotii, 512 nucleotides. RefSeq names its product dolichol phosphate-mannose biosynthesis regulatory protein. Gene Ontology annotation, biological process: GPI anchor biosynthetic process. Gene Ontology annotation, cellular component: endoplasmic reticulum membrane; dolichol-phosphate-mannose synthase complex. The transcript has 3 exons. Gene Ontology annotation, molecular function: enzyme regulator activity. Bases 126 to 395 code for a protein of 89 amino acids. The record is from RefSeq and is a predicted model, not a curated record. NCBI's taxonomy places the organism in Eukaryota, Fungi, Ascomycota, Eurotiomycetes, Eurotiales, Thermoascaceae.